This is a messenger RNA of Benincasa hispida (wax gourd), 742 nucleotides long. Its product is annotated as small ribosomal subunit protein eS26y-like. Gene Ontology annotation, cellular component: ribosome; cytosolic small ribosomal subunit. The record is from RefSeq and is a predicted model, not a curated record. Gene Ontology annotation, molecular function: structural constituent of ribosome; mRNA binding. Lineage: Eukaryota; Viridiplantae; Streptophyta; Magnoliopsida; Cucurbitales; Cucurbitaceae. Gene Ontology annotation, biological process: translation.
UUACAUUUCUCUUUGUUGGUUUGGUUCGGCGGGACCGGAUAUCUCAAUAAAGCAUUCACCGGUACAGAUCUUAUUUCUUCAUUUUCCCACAAAAACCCUAAUCGGCUGCUUCUCUCUCUCUCUGUCUGCUUCAUUUGAAGAUCUCCAACCUUGUAACAAUGACUUUCAAGCGCAGGAACGGCGGACGUAACAAGCACGGCCGUGGACACGUUAAGUUCAUACGGUGCUCCAACUGCGGCAAAUGCUGCCCUAAGGACAAGGCUAUUAAGAGGUUUCUCGUGAGGAAUAUUGUGGAGCAGGCUGCUGUUAGGGAUGUCCAAGAAGCCUGUGUCUAUGACCAAUAUACUCUUCCUAAGCUUUAUGCUAAGAUGCAGUACUGUGUCUCCUGUGCUAUUCACUCACAUGUUGUGAGAGUUAGAUCUCGUACCGAUAGAAGGAAUCGGCAACCACCACAGCGUUUCAUCAGACGCAGGGAGGAUCAGGCAAAACCUGGUCAGCCAGGUCAAGCACCUCGACCCGUUGGAGCUGGAAAUCCUGCUCGUGUAUAAAUGAAACCUUUUCAUGGCUUAAUACGAGAUACUCAUAGGGAUCUUUCAGAGUCGCUUCACUAUAGUUGGGUUGUUUCUUUUGUGGAUGUAAGUGAAUUUUUGAACAUGGAAACAAACUUACCCGAGAAUUUUGCAAUUUGGUAUGAGGUAAAGACCGUUUUUUGAGUUAAUGGUUUUUCUUCAGUUUUCUUGUU